UUCAGUGAAACUCCUCCCACAACAUUCUCGCCUUCAGUGAAACCCCUCCCACAACAAUCACACCUUCAGUGAAGCUCCUCCCACUGCGGUUCAGUAAUAAAUGCUGGAAUAUUCCCAUCAGUCUACAAGUGAAGACGAGCAUCAGAGAAUCAGGAAGAAGAGAAAUCUGCAGAAACAGAGAGAACAUGAGAGAUCCAGAACCCUGCAGAAUGAAACACACUGAAGAACAAACAGAAAAAACUCUCUUGCAGAAAAAUUUCCUGAAAAGAAGAAAUGAGAAGAGUUUCACUUGCAUUCAGUGUGGAAGGAGUGUGAAAUGCAAACGUGAUCUUAAUAUUCACAUGAUGAUCCACACCGGAGAGAGACCGUUCACGUGUGAUCAGUGCGGGAAGAGUUUCAGACAAUCAUCACACUUUAAAAACCACAUGAACAUCCACACCAGAGAGAAACUGUAUGAAUGUGAUCAAUGUGGAAAGACGUUUUUGCGGGCUUCAGGACUGAAGGCGCAUAUGAAAGUACAUUCAAAUGUGAAGCCACAUUCAUGUUCUUUGUGUGGAAAGAGUUUUUCCAAACUGCAGACUUUACAAGUUCACCAGAAGAUACACACUGGUGUGAGAGACUACAUGUGCUUCCAGUGUGAGAAGACCUUUAUUACAGCUGGACAUUUGAGUCGGCACCAGAGGAUCCACGCUGGAGAGAAACCUUACAAGUGUUCACACUGCGACAAGAGAUUCAAUACGUCAGGAAACCUGAAAAAACAUAAGAGGAUCCACACUGGAGAGAACAUAAUGCUGUCCCAUAUUGACUUGUGA
Puntigrus tetrazona (Sumatra barb) is the source of this 812-nucleotide messenger RNA. RefSeq names its product gastrula zinc finger protein XlCGF49.1-like. Bases 186 to 812 code for a protein of 208 amino acids. The transcript has 3 exons. Gene Ontology annotation, biological process: regulation of transcription by RNA polymerase II. Gene Ontology annotation, molecular function: DNA-binding transcription factor activity; RNA polymerase II cis-regulatory region sequence-specific DNA binding. The record is from RefSeq and is a predicted model, not a curated record. NCBI's taxonomy places the organism in Eukaryota, Metazoa, Chordata, Actinopteri, Cypriniformes, Cyprinidae.